Molecule: messenger RNA, 1290 nt
Organism: Lottia gigantea (owl limpet)
Lineage: Eukaryota; Metazoa; Mollusca; Gastropoda; Lottiidae
Exons: 2
Coding region: 1-1290 (429 amino acids)
Source: RefSeq, a predicted model, not a curated record
AUGAAUAAAAUCGAACUUGAUGAAACAUUGAUAGAAAACGCCCUAUUUUCCGAUGUUAUCAAGGCAAUCUCUGAUAAAUUUAAAACAUUCAAAGGACAAAUUAAAAUAGAUGGAGAGAUAGUCGAGGAAGGGAAUCACAGACAAUACAUGUCACUCCUCGGUUUCAAUGCCAAAACUUUUCACAAUAUCUUUUCAAAUAUGGACAAAAAAUCCGAUGCUUCCGAUUGGUAUUUUACAGGAAAAAUAAUUUUAAUGAAAGACAAUUUCCAAGAAAUAAAAAGGUCGAGAGUUGGCAGAGGAGGAACUGAUCUACUUAAAAAGAUAAAUGAAUACGAAGGCGAAAAUUGUUACAUACCUACAGAUGGUCACUGUUUUAUCAAAUGCGUCAAUCGUGUUUUAAACGAAGACUACACGAGAGAAUUUCAAGAAUACAUCAACGGGUUUUCAGAAGCAAAUAGAAAAGGAGUGAUGACUUGUGCUAGAAUGAAUGAAUUCAACAAGAAAUUUAACACUUCGUUUCAAAUUUAUAAUCCCAAAAACAGACAUUUUCACCCCAGAGACGUUCACGAUGAAAUAGAUUGGGUUUUGUACUUACACAACUCGCAUUUCUGUUUGAUUAGAAGAAGCCAAAAAAGUUUGGGAAUUCAAGAAAUAGAAGACAAUUACGAACAGGUGUGGAAAACGUGUAGAGACGACAACGCAGUAACACAGGUUUCACCCCUCAAACUAAACGUGCUUUCGAAUUUAAAGCCUACAGAUCCCAUUCCAGAAGAAUUUUAUGAUAAACUAAUGAAUGUAGUAGAAAUAUUUGUAGGUACAGAUUGCAUCGAUCAAAUGUUGAAAUAUUUAGGUCAAUAUGAUAGAAAGAGAUUAAUAUUAAUUUCUCAUAACGGCAGUGGAUUCGACAACUGGAUCGUGCUUAAAAAUGCAAAAAAACUAACGCAUUGCCCUUUAAAAACACCCAGAGGAAUUCUAUCUUUUCCUUUAUCUAAUCCAUACACGGAUGAAGAUUUACAGAAAAAAUGGAAAAGACAGAAAGAAAUAAAGGGUAAUUAUUUACAACAUAUUAAUUUCACAUGUUCCUAUCAACACGAAUCCUCUAGUUUGGUUGCAUGGGGAAAUUCUUCCAAUCUUCCCGCGAAUUUGAGAAAGAUUGCCGACGUAGAUAUCGCUAAAUACACGCAAGACAACUGGGAGGAAUUGAGACACGAAUGGGAACCUUACGCCAAGAGAGACACUCUCUGUUUGGGAGCAUGUUUGAUAAAAUACAACCAAGUCAAGAAGUUGUAA